This is a messenger RNA of Lolium perenne, 1173 nucleotides long. RefSeq lists its product as uncharacterized. Gene Ontology annotation, molecular function: sequence-specific DNA binding; DNA-binding transcription factor activity. NCBI's taxonomy places the organism in Eukaryota, Viridiplantae, Streptophyta, Magnoliopsida, Poales, Poaceae. The record is from RefSeq and is a predicted model, not a curated record. Gene Ontology annotation, biological process: regulation of DNA-templated transcription.
UGCUCUCCGGUCCUCUAUUAGCUCCUCUCUAUCCCGGCGAUCGAGAGCCACGCCGCGGGGAGUACGUAUCGUCGAUCGGUUACCCAUGGACAACUUUCCUGAGGGAGUGGACGAUCACGACCUGCAAUCGCACGACGAGCUGCUUCGCCACCUGCAGUACCUCCCUCCGACGCCGCUGCCUCAUCCGGGGGCGCUCAUGGAUCAGCCGCAGACGUCGUCGGCGAUCCCCGAACUGGUCGACUGGGCGUCCCUCCUUCUCCCGCUGGGAUCGGGCGCCGGGACGUCGCAGCAGGUGGCCGCGCCGGCGGGUACCGGUCAGGAGGAGAUGAUGAGCGGCAUGGAGACGGCGGCGAGUGGCGGCGGCGGGGGCAGUAGUGCAGGGGCCGGGGUAAGCGGCGGGGAGCCGGUGGCCAAGGAGAGGAAGCCCGCCGGCUCGCGUGGGAGGAAGGCCACCCGGCCGCGGUUCGCGUUCCAGACCAAGAGCGAGAACGACGUCCUCGACGACGGCUACCGGUGGAGGAAGUACGGCCAGAAGGCCGUCAAGAACAGCGCCUUCCCAAGGAGCUACUACCGGUGCACACACCACACGUGCAACGUGAAGAAGCAAGUACAGCGGCUGGCCAAGGACACGAGCAUCGUGGUGACCACGUACGAGGGCGUCCACAACCACCCAUGCGAGAAGCUCAUGGAGGCCCUCAGCCCCAUCCUCAGGCAGCUCCAGUUCCUCUCGCAGCUCUAACCUGUCAUUUAAUCGUCUGUGCGAAGAGUGUAUAUCGUACACACUGAUCUAUAUAUACACACAGCCCAGCGUACUCACUUCGGGAAAGAGAAGGAAAAAACUUGUCCUACCUCCCGGUCACCAUAUAUACAAUUAUACAGCAGCUGAUCCAGAUAUGUACUCGUUGAUUCCAUGCAUGGUGCAUGUGAAAAUGUAUGUCAUUGCAGAUAUAUAGUCCUCGUCCUUGUAAAUAAUGCAGGUAAUCGUGCAAAUUAAUCCUACAUUUACCAUUUGAUUUUAUUCUGUCUAUCAUGUACUGUAUAUCCUAUCCAUCCCUGUGUUGUAGGGCGUGUGUAAUCCUCUCUUGCACACGAAUGAGGGCACUCCAUCCAUUCUGUUCCUUUGUAAAAACUACUACGCGGACCACAAAUACCAUUAUGAUUUUGGUACGACAA